AUGCGGGUCGUGUCGAAGGCGAUACAGACUCGUCACAUGCUGGUGGGGCCGCGCCGCCGCGCCCGCAUGCAUUAUGGAGGCUGCCGUGCCCAUUGUGGCGGCCGGCCGCGCCGCUAUCAGAUUUCAUGGAUCGUGCAGGCCGCGGCCGGCUCGAUGCGAGCUGCGAACGCUCCGCGGACAACCUCGUACGGCUGCCACCCGACCGGUCCUUGCGGCAGAGGAUACUCUGCCAUGGCUUUCGGCGUCGCCGAUCCCUCCCGGAUCGAAAAUGUGUGGUGUGUCACGGUGCCUGCCGUCAGGACUCCAACUCCAGCCACUGGUCUGUGGGAUCUGCGGGCUCAGGUCGCCUGCGUGCCGCACGGUUUGACUGCGCAGCCGGCGCUGUGCUCUGUUCACUCCGUAGAGAGCCGGGGUGCGGCGUCUGCCCGCUGGCCGCUGGCCGCUGGCCGCCCUCGUCGUGCCUUGCGAUUCUCCACAGCGCAAAGUGUCUGGCACGCCGAGGAGCGCGGCAAAGUGGACGGGGCGGGAUGCCUGCGCACGCGCAGCGCGCAGUCCGGCGCCAGCGAGUCGCCAAUCCGUCUUCGAGCUGUCCAGACGUCCUCGCAGUGGACGGGACGUGACCGGGAAGACGAUGACAUCGACGGCAGCGGCCGCGGUGGUCCACCACUGCCGCCUCCGCCGCCUCCCAACCCACACGGCUUCCCGUUAUCGGGACCAAAGGGCGAGAAGGGGGACCCUGGCUCUCCGGGUCCUCCUGGAGACAGUGUAGAGGGUCCGCCAGGCCUCCCGGGUCCUCAGGGACCACCUGGACCGCCUGGGGAGCCUCUGGCCAUCCAUCCAGACGACCCGAAGUACCAGGAUGCCAUAGCCGGCCCUCAGGGACCAAAGGGCGACAAAGGUGACGCUGGAGCCGCAGGAGCACAGGGACCGCCGGGACUCAAAGGCGAGCCUGGAAGAGAUGGAUCGCCUGGAAGUCCUGGACCGCCUGGAAGCCCCGGUUCUCCUGGAACAGUGGACCCAGAGGCACUCAAGGCGCUGGCGACGGCCGGCCCCCCGGGAGCCGUGGGGGAGAAGGGCGAGCCGGGGCUGCCUGGAGCGGCUGGAGGCCAGGGCGAGCCCGGCCCCGCAGGUCCCAAGGGCGACCCGGGCCCUGCAGGCGCGCCCGGCGCCGCCGGACACCAGGGUCCUCCGGGUCUGCCGGGAGUCCCUGGACCGAAGGGCAGCCAAGGGCCUCCGGGACUAGAUGGCGCGCCCGGCGUGCCCGGAACCGACGGCAGGGACGGCGACAAGGGCCUCAAAGGUGAUCCGGGGAUUCCAGGGAGAGAAGGGCCACCCGGUCCUCCAGGCCCGACGCCGGAGCUGCCCAUCCUCAACGAGGUUGCUCCAGCUCCAGGACAGAAGGGCGAUCGUGGAGAGCCUGGACCAAAGGGCGCGCCUGGAGAACCCGGUCCCAAAGGCGACAGGGGCGAUCCAGGGCGACCUGGAGUUCCGGGGGAGGACGGCGGUCCAGGACCGCAGGGCGACCGUGGCGAGCGCGGCCUGCCCGGAGCUACCGGAGCGCCGGGCCCGAAGGGAGAGCGCGGUCCGCCAGGACCACGCGUGGAGGUGGGCGCCGGCACGCCGCUGGUGCUGCAGAAGGGCGACAAGGGCGACCCGGGGCGGCGAGGGCGGCGGGGGCCGCGGGGGCCCGUGGGGCCGCCAGGCAAGCCGGGGCCGCGGGGAGACCUGGGGGCGGCCGGCCUCACGGGUCUGCCUGGUCUCCCUGGAGAACCUGGGCCACCUGGGAAACCUGGACUCAAAGGAGAGAAAGGAGACUGCUGUGACGCCACAAAGCUGAAGGGCGAGAAGGGCGAGCCCGGCGUGGGUCCCCCCGGCCCCCCCGGCUCCCCUGGCCCCCCGGGACCCUCCGGUGCCACGUCCACGUCCACGUCGCAGGGCCGCGUCGGAUACAUACCCGUCCCAGGACCGCCUGGCUUACCUGGGCCGCCGGUGAGUACAGCACAGUAG
Molecule: messenger RNA, 2007 nt
Organism: Schistocerca nitens (vagrant locust)
Lineage: Eukaryota; Metazoa; Arthropoda; Insecta; Orthoptera; Acrididae
Product: collagen alpha-1(III) chain-like
Exons: 15
Coding region: 1-2007 (668 amino acids)
Cellular component (GO): collagen type IX trimer
Source: RefSeq, a predicted model, not a curated record